This is a messenger RNA of Salvelinus fontinalis (brook trout), 7252 nucleotides long. RefSeq names its product radial spoke head 10 homolog B-like. The coding region runs from base 15 to 2612 and encodes 865 amino acids. The record is from RefSeq and is a predicted model, not a curated record. The transcript is spliced from 19 exons. NCBI's taxonomy places the organism in Eukaryota, Metazoa, Chordata, Actinopteri, Salmoniformes, Salmonidae.
GAUGAACACGUGAAAUGGCGAAAGGAGAUAAAAAGAAAAAAACCGAGAAAACAACUCCCGAACAGUCAUUAAGUACAUUUUUGUCAAAUGGCUCCCAUGCUGGUGUUGUAUCAGAACCACACGUGUUAGAUGAAGAGUCGGAACAUGAAACAGAUGUAAUGACUGCCUCCUUUUCUUCACAACCACCACUCGCCGAAAAACAAUUUGAGAGAAGCGGUGAUGCAUUUCAUGAGGUCCCUGUUCUUCCUAAUAUUAUUGUCCAGAGGUACGAGGGAGAAAAGUAUCUAGAGCAGUUCCAUGGAGAAGGUGUGGCAUAUUUUCAGGGAGGACAUGUCUACAAGGGUAUGUUUUCAGUAGGAGUCAUGCAUGGACAUGGUCUGUACACAUGGGCAGAUGGUGUGAAAUAUGAGGGUGAGUUUGCAUUCAAUGUGCCCAUGGGCCAUGGGACAUACACCUGGCUGGAUGGUAGCUGUUAUGAGGGAGAGGUGUGCAGUGGAAUCCGCCAUGGUGUGGGGACAUAUAGGUGUGCUAAUUCCUCUGUGAUAUACAGAGGGCAGUGGUAUCACAGCAAAAGGCAUGGAAAGGGUACAAUAUACUAUAACCAGGAAGCGACGUCCUGGUAUGAAGGAGAAUUGGUAAACAAUAACAGAGAGGGAUGGGGAGUCCGAUGUUACCCCUCUGGGAACCUGUAUGAGGGCCAGUGGAGGAACAACGUGAGACAUGGAGAGGGCAGGAUGAGGUGGCUGCCGCUGGGUCAGCAGUAUAGCGGGAUAUGGGAGAAUGGGGUCCAGCAUGGACAGGGGACCCACACAUGGUUCCUGAGGAGAGUGACGGGCUCUCAGUAUCCCCUAAGGAAUGAGUACACUGGGGACUUUGUCCAGGGGCUGAGGCAUGGCCAGGGCAGCUUCUACUACGCAAGCGGGGCUCUUUACAAAGGAGAGUGGAAAGACAACAAAAAACAUGGACAGGGAAAGUUCAUUUUUAAAAAUGGACGCAUAUUUGAAGGAGAGUUUGUGGACGACCACAUGGCAGAGUUCCCAGCGUUCUGCCUGGAUGGUUCAAACACCCCUGAUUUGAGUGGGAUUAGAACACACACUCCCCAUCCUGAGGACGGUGAAUCCCCCAGAAGAGCACCAGGAGGAGGCUCAGGCAGUGGUCCAGCCCUGCUUGGGCCUGACAUGGCUCUGGACAUCACUGCUCUGCUGGAGAACCUCCCAGAGAACCAGAGAGACCUGCAGCUCAAACAGGUGCAAUUUGUGGUGCUGAGACACAUAGCGGAGCUGAGGGCCAUCUAUAGCUUCUACAGCAGUCUGGGCCAUGAUCAGUCCCCAGACAAUACCUUCUUGCUGUCCCGCCUGCAGCUCUGGAGACUCCUCAAGGACUGUAGCAUCGACCAGCAAGGCAUCACCCUGGCCCAGGUCGACCGCUACAUCUGUGCAGAGGAUGUCCCUUCCGAGGAGAUCCACUCUCCCUUCAGCACCAUGCUGCUCAGAAGCUUCCUCAGCUGUGUUGUGGUUCUGGCCUACAACACCUACCAUAAGGACAUAGAGCCCUCUGAUACCAUACUGGUUGCAUGUUUGUCCAAGCUGAUGAGGGAGAACAUCAUCCCUAAUGCCAAGAAUGUAAAAGGUACAGGGCUGUUGUUCCCCAACCCCAUGCAUGCUGUGAUUGCUGGCAACUACAUUGAGAGGUGCUGGGAGAUCUACAAGGCCUUCUGCAGAGCCAACACAACCCCCCUAGCUGACCAAACCAUGACUGUCAGGCACUUCAUAUGGAUGUUUAAGGACCUUAGUCUGUUUGAUGCUGAGCUGACCACAGGGAAACUCCUAGAGAUCCUCUCUGUAGAGAACCCAGCUGCUUACGACCGCUACUACUGCAACCUAGACCUAGAGAUGACGUUCCUGGAGUUCUUUGAGGCGUUGCUGGGCUGUGCAGAGGUUAGCGAUCAGAGGGAUGGUCAGACAUCCUCAGACAGCCAGAUGGAGAGCUGCCUUCUGGCUGACACCAGGAGGGUUUCCCCUGGGGAGAGGACCAGAGACAGCCCUCUACAGAGGUCCUCACAGCGGCAUUCCCGUCUGACAGGACUUACUGCAAAGUCGUCAAACCCAUCAAAAAUCUCUCCUGAUGUGGGUAGUGUCAAAUCCCUGGAGAUGGGAAAAUCCAAGGAGAUUCUCCAGUUGUCUACACCUGAAGAGAUGGAGCCCAGACAGAGUCCCAACGCAGCAGGCAACCUCACAUCACAGACUGGGGGUGGUGGGUCAGCAACCCACUCGUCAGACACUGAGAGGAGAGAGGGCUCAGGUGGCGCUAGAUCAGCAGUGGAGGCCGAAGUGUCAAAACACCCUCCCCAUGAUCAUCCCCCCAGCACAGAGCCUGUUGAAGACAGGAGUGGAGCAGGUAUGACUUCCUGCCCUUCUGAGACUGAACUGGACAGCUGGGUCCAGAGGACCCACCAGUUCUUUACCCAGAGGUUCUUCCCAGCGUACGAGUACAUCCUGGAGCUGAGGAGGGAGGUGCAGGAAGAGAGGCUGAGGCAGACGGCACUAGCCCGCAUCGCUCUGGCUAAGGCCAAGGAAGACGCCAGGUGGUGCUGCAGACUGCUUGGCUUUUGAUCUGGUCUUGGGAGCUGCAGCAGGUUUGUCCUUUGCCACAGGGGCCACAGAGACCCGAGGCCUAUUAGCUGACCUUGUGGAUGGGGCUCUGACUACUGGUUCAACUGCAGGAAAGUGGAAAAAUAACAGUCAUGAGUUUCAAGUCAAGGAUAUGUUUAUCAGGGUCAAAUAAUUGGCAAAACAAAAGGCGUGGAGAGUAAUAUAAAGAAUAGCUGUGUGUAGUACAGUUGACAGAUUGUUGUCAUGGUUAGGAGUGUUACCUAUAGCAAUCCUGGUCCUUCUGGCUGACCUGACCACAGCUGGUUCAACUAAGCCAGAACCAGGUAGAGGUCAAGGGUCAGCAAGUGUUGAAUCAAGCAAACAAUUUAAAGAUGAUAAAGGCUGGACUAAUUGUUUUAGAGGUAAAGUGGGGGUAAAGAAACACCAACCUUUUCUUGAAACAGGAAGUGUCAAUAGGCUGUGUUGCCAAGGUCAAUGGAACAGAGAAAAAAACUGCAUAUGGUAAAUUAUAUGGUUAUUCAAAAAAGCAGCUAUUGUAGUUCUUGACUAAAUAAUGUGACAGAAAAUCUUAUAUAAAGACAUGUGCAGAACAAAUGUAGACUUGGCAGGAAAAAAGUCACCUUGGGGGCCUGGUGGAGCGAGUCACUCUGGUGGAUUGGGGCUGGACCACUAGCGUUGUUGCCUGGUUGGGGGGAACGGCCAAGUUAUGGCCAUGUAACAACCACUAAGAACACCAGUUCUUCUAUUCUUAUAUGCUAAUGAAUUUUGGGCACAUCGAAGUUGAACCUCCGGUGAUGAGUCAAUUACAUCUUCAUCAAAUCAAUGAUUGAACAGUGACUCCCAAGGACGAUGGAUAUAACAUCUAUAGACAUGUCAGCAGUAUACUGAGUCAGUCUUAAGCUGUGCCCUCUCACCCUGGCUUUGAUUGUGGCAACUGGGGCCUGCGGCAGAGGGACCAGGGGCUGGGCCUCUGGCCGGUACAGCCCAACCUUGAACACCCCCUUCAUCUCCCUUGCCCUCUUCUCUUUCUCCUUCACAAGCUCCUUCUUCUCUUUGUAGCGGGCAAGCUUUUUCAUUCGCUCCUCCACUGCAGCGUCUGAGAAAAAAGAAGGAGGGAGUUGGAGAGAAAAUAGAUCAGUGUGGGAUUACAUAAUGUUAGUGGGAGUGGAGGAUGAAGAGGCAUGAGGGUGAAGUUGGCUCAGGCUCAUUUUUUAGACAUAUUCCACAGUUUCAGAGAAUAAAAUAUUGUAGCCAGUAACAUUACCUAGAGCAGUGGUUCCCAAACUGUGAGGAGCACACCCCUUGGGUCAGUAGGGGGGUGCGGGGGUCCCCACAAAAUAAUAAAUAUAUAUAUAAAUAAAUAAAGAUAUAUAUAUAUAGUGCAGUUAUAAAGCAUUUGCACCCUUUCUAAUUUUCUCUACUUUUGAAUAUUUUUUUAUACUGAAUGUUAUCAGAUCUUCAACGAAAACCUAAUAUCAUAUAAAGGGAUCCUGAGUGAACAAAUAACAAUGCAUAAUUGUGCCCGUGUGAAAAGUAAUUGCCCCCCUUACACUCAAUAACUGGUUGUGACUCCAACCAAACACUUCCUGUAGUUGUUGAUCAGUCUCUCACGUCUCUUCUCUGAUUAUUAAUUAAUGGUUCCUUCUAUUAACGCAAGUCGUCCAGGUCCUGAGGCAGCAAACCAUCCCCUACCACCAUCAUGCUUGACGGUUGAUCUAAGGUUCUUACUGUGGAAUGCAGUGUUUGGUUUUCGCCAGACAUAAUGGGACCCAUGUCAUCCACAAUGUUAUACUUUUGACUCAUCUGUCCAUAGAACAUUCUUCCAAGAGUCUUUAUCAUCCAGGUGCUUUUUGGCAAACUUGAGUCAACUUUUUGGAUGAGAUGGUUCCCAUUAUGCCUGGUGAAAACCAAACAUGCCGAUGGGUCCCAUUACCUGCCCGGUAAAGUUGAAACCGGGCUUCAUCAGUGAAGAGCACACUUCUCCUGCGUGCCAGCGGCCAUCGAAGGUGCACAUUUCCCCAUUGAAGUUGAUUAUGACGCCAAACUGCAGUCAGAUCAAGACCUUGGUGAGGACGACGAGCACGGAGAUGAGCUUCCCUGAGACGGUUUUUGACAGUUUGAGCAAAAAGUCUUAGAUUGAAACUGUGGGUUUGCACAUCAGCAGUAAGGGUUGUUAGUAUCGAUACAGCAGAUAAAGAAGCCAGAUGUAGAGGUCUUGGCUUGGUACACGUGGUUUGCGGUUGUUGGACGUACUGCCAAAUUCUCUAAAAUGACAUUUGAGGCGGCUUAUUGUAGAGAAAUUAACAUUAAAUUAUCUGGCAACAGCUCUGGUGGACAUUCAUACAGUCAGCAUGCCAAUUGCACGUUCCCUCAACUUGAGACAUCUGUAGUAUUGUCUUGUGUGACAAAACUGCACAUUUGUGACCUUUUAUUGUCCCCAGCACAAGGUGCACCUGUGUAAUAAACCUUUAAUUAACUAGGCAAGUCAGUUAAGAACAAAUUCUUAUUUACAAUGACAGCCAUUAAUUCUGCUCUGUAUCGGAGAAGAGACGUGAGAGACUGAUCAACAACCACAGCAAGUGUAUGGUUGGAGUCAUUGUCGCUAAAGGUGGCACAAUUACUUUUUCACAUAGGGGUAAUGACAAUGCUGUUUAAUCAGCUUCUUGAUAUGCCACACCUGUCAGGUGGACAAAUUAUCUUGGCAAAGGAAAAAUGGUCACUAACAGGGAUGUAAACAAAUUUGUACACAACAUUUUACAGAAAUAAGCUUUUUGUGGGUAUGGAAGGUUUCUGGGAUAUAUUAUUUUAGCUCAUAAAACAUGGGACCAACACUUUACAUGUUGUGUUUAUAUUUUUGUUCAAUCGUUGUAUGUUUUCACUAACAGUCAAAAGUUUGGACAGACAAACCCCCUCAUUCAAGGGUUUUCUUAUUUAAAAAAAUAUAUUUUCUACAUUGUAGAAUAAUAGUGAAGACAUAAAAACUUUGAAAUAACACAUAUGGAAUCAUGUAGAAACCAAAAGUGUUAAAUCAAAAUAUUUUUUAUAUUUGAGAUUCUUCAAAGUAGCCAUCCUUUGCCUUGAAAGCUUUGCACACUCUUGGCAUUCUCUCAACCAGCUUCAAGAGGAAUGCUUGUCCAACAGUCUUGAAGGAGUUCCCACAUAUGCUGAGCACUUGUUGGCUGCUUUUCCUUCAAUCUGCGGUCCAACUCAUCCCACACCAUCUCAAUUGGGUUGAGGUCGGGUGAUUGUGGAGGCCAGGUCAUCUAAUGCAGCACCAUCACUCCUUCUUGGUCAAAUAGCCCUUACACAGCCUGGAGGUGUGUUGGGCCAUUGUCCUGUUGAAAAACAAAUGAUAGUCCCACUAAGCACAAACAAGAUGGGAUGGCGUAUCGCUGCGGUAGACAUGCUGGUUAAGUGUGCCUUGAAUUCUAAAUAAAUCACUGACCGUGUCACAAGCAAAUCAUCCCCACACCAUCACACCUCCAUGCUUCACAGUGUGAACCACACAAGGAGUUCAUCCGUUCACCUACUCUGCAGCUCACAAAGACUCAACUGGUUGGAACCAAAAAUCUCAAAUUUGAACUUAUCAGACCAAAGGACAGAUUUCCACCAGUCUAAUGUCCAUUGCUCGUGUUUCUUGGCCCAAGAAAGUCUCUUCUUAUUGGUGUCCCUUAGUAGUGGUUUCUUUGCAGCAAUACGACCUUGAAGUCCUGAUUCACAGUCUCCUCUGAUCAGUUGAUGUUGAGAUGUGUCUGUGUCUGUUAGCAUUUAUUUUGGGAUGCAAUCUGAGGUGCAGUUAACUAAUGAACUUAUCCUCCGUGUCUUCCUUUCCUGUGGCGGUCCUCAUGUGAGCCAAUUUCAUCAUAGCGCUUGAUGGUUUUUGCGACUGCACUUGAAGAAACAUUUAAAGUUUUCCAGAUUGACUGACCUUCAUGUCCUAAAGUAAUGAUGGACUGCCAGUUCUUUCUGCUUAUUUUAGCUGUUCUUGCCAUGUUUUUUUUUUACCAAAUAGUGGUUUCUUGUUUACCUCCCUAUCUUGUCACAACACAACUGAUUGGCUCAAACGCAUUGAGGAAAGAAAUUCCACACAUUAACUUCAGGCACACCUGUUAAUUGAAACGUAUUCCAGGUGACUACCUCAUGAAGCUGGUUGAGAGAAUGCAAAGCUGUCGUCAAGGCAAAGGGUGGCUACUUUGAAGAAUCUCAUAUUUAGAUCUUUUUUUUUUUGGUUACUACAUCAUCCAUGUGUUAUUUCAAAGAUAUUUAUUCACUAUUGUUCUACAAUGUAGAACAUAUAAAAUAAAGAAAGCCUUGAAUGAGGAGGUGUCUGUCCAAACUUGAUUGGCACAUAUAUAUUUAUUAAGGAACUCAGUCCAGCUUUAAAAUGAUUAUUCAAAUUGGUAAUAGUAAAUGCACAAGGUGCAACUUUAAAUGUAAGCAGUGUAUCAUCAGUUUCUCUUGUUGUGCCAGUCCAGUCAUUGCAGACCUUAGAGCUAUUUAUAACUUUUCAGAAAUGUCGAGAUCAACUAGCCCAUGUCAGCUAAUGUUUUUAGCCUUAGAUUGAUGUAAUGUUUGAGUCACUGAAAUAUCACAUGAGACAUGGCAAAAUAAACCCUGCAACAUUUUCUCUCCAACAACCA